Aspergillus oryzae RIB40 is the source of this 1578-nucleotide messenger RNA. RefSeq names its product cytochrome P450. Gene Ontology annotation, molecular function: oxidoreductase activity, acting on paired donors, with incorporation or reduction of molecular oxygen; iron ion binding; heme binding. The coding region runs from base 1 to 1578 and encodes 525 amino acids. The record is from RefSeq and is a predicted model, not a curated record. The transcript has 4 exons. Lineage: Eukaryota; Fungi; Ascomycota; Eurotiomycetes; Eurotiales; Aspergillaceae.
AUGGCCAUAACAGCAACUCUGUUCUCCAUACAGAAAAGUCUUAUUCAUACCCCUCUACAGUCAAUAGCUAUAGCGGCCCUAUUCACCUCCUGUCUCUAUUUCAUUGUCAAUGAAUUCAUCCGUGCUUUCUCUCGUGUUCCAGGAUUCAAGGGGCCUCGUGGUCUACCUUUAAUUGGGAACAUCGCCCAAAUUCGCAAGAACGCCGCUGAACAGUAUCGCAUAUGGUCCAAGACCUACGGACCCGUUUAUCAGAUUCAAUUGGGGAAUAUUCCGGUUAUUGUUGUGAACUCUGCCGUCUCUGCAAAGGCAAUCUUUGGGCAGAAUGCACAGGCCCUAAGCUCAAGGCCUGAGUUUUACACAUUCCAUAAAAUCGUGUCCAACACUGCUGGCACAACCAUUGGGACUUCCCCCUACAGCGAUUCGCUGAAAAGACGUAGGAAGGGUGCCGCCUCAGCACUUAACCGACCGUCGGUGGAGUCCUAUGUCUCGCAUCUGGAUGCAGAGUCCAAAGCAUUCGUGGCGGAACUUCUUAAGUAUGGAGAGGGCGGGAACGUACCAGUGGAUCCCAUGGCGAUGAUCCAACGCCUCAGUCUGAGUUUGGCUUUGACGCUCAACUGGGGUGUGCGUGUGGUAUCACAGGAAGAGGACUUGUUCAACGAGAUCACCCACGUGGAGGAGGAGAUAAGCAAAUUUAGGAGCACCACCGGCAAUCUACAAGAUUACAUACCUCUCUUGCGGCUAAACCCCUUCAAUACUAACUCGAAGAAAGCCAAGGAGAUGAGAGAUCGGCGAGAUAAAUACCUCAAUGGACUCAACCGUGAUCUAGACGAUCGAAUGGAGAAAGGAAUCCACAAACCCUGUAUCCAAGCCAAUGUCAUCCUUGAUCAGGAAGCGAAGUUGAACUCAGAAGAACUUACCUCUAUCAGCUUGACUAUGCUCUCAGGAGGGCUUGAUACUGUUACUACGCUUGUGGCUUGGAGUAUUGGCCUCCUCGCUAAACGCCCAGACAUCCAAGACAAAGCUGCAGAAGCGAUUCUGAAUAUGUAUGGCCCUAACCAACCAAUGUGCGAUGCUGCAGAUGAUCAGAGAUGCGCAUACGUUGCUGCACUGGUAAGAGAGUGUCUAAGGUACUUUACGGUCCUUCGUCUGGCCCUCCCUCGGACAUCGAUCAGAGAUAUUACAUACGGCGGCAAUAUAAUUCCCAAGGGUACUGUUUUCUUUCUAAAUUCGUGGGCUUGUAAUAUGGAUCCCGAUACCUGGAGCGACCCGGAGGAGUUUAGGCCAGAAAGAUGGCUUGAACAGCCCGAUGCACCUUUAUUCACCUACGGGCUAGGCUACCGCAUGUGUGCAGGCUCACUCCUUGCUAACCGCGAACUGUAUUUGAUCUUCAUGCGCACCAUUAAUAGCUUCAGGAUUGAACCAUAUGACGAGAUCGAUUGGCACCCUGUCCAUGGCAAUGCAGAUCCUACAAGCCUAGUCGCAAUCCCGAAAAAGUAUAAGGUCAGGUUUAUUCCUCGAGACAAUAAAGUGCUUGAGGAUGUUCUUGGUUCAGCGUUUUCCUUGAAGCGUGUUAUAUGA